AUGUGCUCCCUUACGCGUCUUUCGAAGUCCUAUUUGAGGACAAUUUUUGCUGUUCUUUUGUUAUUUAUUUCAGUGUAUUAUGUUCAAGUUUGUUUUAAGACAACAGCGACACUGUUCAGCUCUACGUCAAGUAUACCCCCAUCAUGGAAACAGUCUAUUGGACUUGUCCGGUCUAAAGAGAUAGUGGUUGCCAGUUUGAAAGACGACGAUACAUCAUGGGUUGCAGAACACCUGUCAGAUUGGAAUGCCAACAUCUAUGUCGUGGAUGAUCCCAGAUCAGAAUUGACCGUCCCGAUGAAUAAAGCCAGGGAAUCGAUGGUGUAUCUGACGAUAUUUCUAACCCGCUACUACCAAGACGCUGUUCCAAUCAUCCAAUCCCUCCGCCUCCCACAUGUAUACAAAGUCGGCUAUGCACCUCUCCGCUGCACGUGGAUCCCCGGUUGCCCGGCGGAACUACACCCUUUAAAUCCCACGGACACGGGCCCGGAAGAUCGUCAACGUUCAGAAGUCGAAUACGCAGCUGCGUUUGAGAAGAUGCUUCCAAACACGCCCGUUCCGCCAGUUGUGGGCGCGCCAUGUUCGUCGCAAUUUGCUGUAACAAGAAAUCAAGUCAUGAAACGGUCGAAGGAGAGCUACGAGUUGAUAAGGCGUUGGGUGAUGGAGACGGAUCUUCCUGACGCGGUUUGUGGGCGCGUUAUGGAGUAUAUGUGGCAUAUCAUCAUGCAAAUGCCACCGGUCUACUGUCCACCAGCAGCGGAAUGCUAUUGUAUGACGUUUGGGCUGUGCAACUUGACAUGCAGCUCUGUUGCCAAGUGCGAGAACAGAUAUAUUCUCCCCACGCAUUCACGCAUCCCUGAGGGCUGGCCGGAAGAAGGCGGAGGGGGAAAUGGCUGGCCCGCUCCUGGCUGGAAUGAGUUGUGAAAUGUGGCUUAUGUUGCCAACUUUUGACGAUUCUCACCAAUUCAACUUGUUUGGCAUUGCGGCCCAUCUAUUCAUGUCCUGGUACCGCCACCAGUAUGAAUAUAAAAGGAAUUAUGCUCGAUGUCGAACUUGCAUAUAGGGCAUUCAGACUGAGAAAGAUCACUCAACGUCCGUAGGGACUGCAAGGCAUCAGUUUUCAUUGAUUUGGGUUAUGUAUUUUCGUUUCUUCCAGCUGCACCACGAACAACUCACUGCUCUGAUCUGCAUUUCAGCUCUGCAAGGACCCCGGCUUUCCCAAAUGCACAAAGGGGCCAUCCAGAAAGGACCUCUCAAUACAGCAAAUAUGCGCAAUGAACCAUAUCAAAAAAAUCCAUUAUCAAUAUAUGAAACCGGCACGCGUACGGGUGCUCAAUUCUUGCCCAUCAAUACCCUCUCAAAUAUGCAUACAUGGUAAUAUGUUCUCCAUCGGCCCGUUAAUUUUCGCGACAUCCUACCGGCUUGAAGGUAUCUACACCUCAUCCUCUCUCACUCCCUCGAAAAGAAAAAAAACGCAGCAUAUAUUUGUACCGCGCCAGGAAACUCUACAACGGCCGCUGUAUCUCUGAUACCAUUCCUGUUGUGCCACAGAUGUACCAAGCAGGAAAUGGAAUUAGCGCGGCGUUGCUGUUUCAGUUGGAUAGACGAGAGGCCCAUGCCUUGAUUGAGACUAGCGGCAAUUGGUUAAUGUUAUGGAUGAAGUGGAUGAUAUUGCUUAGUUGAUAAGAUAAAUUGGGGAAUGUUGGGGGAUUUCACGGCCGGGGGGCAUCCAUGUAUGAAUGGUGAUACCCCUCUAAACAUGCGUCAGAUAUGAGACUUACAAAGAUGAGAAAGAAGAGGCUUCCCUGUGAAUGUGGACGGUUGGGCAGUGAUUAAAAUUCGAGCUUGGAUUUCAGUGGUAUAGACGAAUACAAAUGGGAAAAUGAAGGAU
Histoplasma capsulatum G186AR is the source of this 1888-nucleotide messenger RNA. RefSeq lists its product as uncharacterized. Lineage: Eukaryota; Fungi; Ascomycota; Eurotiomycetes; Onygenales; Ajellomycetaceae. The coding region runs from base 1 to 921 and encodes 306 amino acids. The transcript has 3 exons. The record is from RefSeq and is a predicted model, not a curated record.